Helianthus annuus (common sunflower) is the source of this 882-nucleotide messenger RNA. RefSeq lists its product as uncharacterized. Lineage: Eukaryota; Viridiplantae; Streptophyta; Magnoliopsida; Asterales; Asteraceae. Bases 81 to 833 code for a protein of 250 amino acids. The record is from RefSeq and is a predicted model, not a curated record. The transcript has a single exon.
GGCUGGUUUCUUGGACUCACUCCACUCUCCUUCUUCUUCCUCCUUUCAUCACAAUAUCUACCGUAUCAGUAACACACAACAUGGAGGUCAUAUCACCGUUGACCACCCAACCAAACCCUUUUGUGGUCACCAUCCCAUUUGCAUGGGAGGACAAACCCGGUGUUCCCAACCCAUUUUAUACAUUUCUUGAUCAAGAUUUUGCAUUUGAUGUUAGUCAAGAGUUUGUUAGUGAUUCGGUUCCGGCUGAAGAGUUAUUCGAUGGUGGUGUGAUCAAGUUUUCAUCUUUUGGUGAUUUACCACCUUCUUCUAGAAGUAGAAGAACACAGUCUUUGUCUACUCAUAGGGGAUGGAAUGUUCCAUGGGAUGAACAAGAAGAAAAGGAGAUCAAACAACAAUCACCAGCAACAAAAAACGUAAAACCUCAGUUGGUUUCAUCGUUUUCGACUCUUUCAGCUUCUUCGUCUAGGAAAGGGUCGAAAAGAUGGAGCUUCAAGAACUUGUUUUUGUUUAGAAGUGCUUCGGAUGGGCGCGCUAUGGACCGCGAUCCGUUGAAGAAAUGCUCGGCCAUUUUUAGAAAACAUGAUGAGGAGUUUAUGAGAUCGAGUGUGAAGUCUAUGGAGCCCGGGGCACAUGGGUCUGAGUCGGGGUCGAAGAGGAGGGGACCGGUGUCGGCUCACGAGUUACAUUAUAAGGUCAACCGGGCGGUUGCGAAUGACAUGAAGAAGAAAACAUUCUUGCCAUAUAAACAAGGUAUUCUAGGAAGAUCAGCAUUCAAUCCAAGUGUUCAUGCACUUUCAAAUGGGUUUGGGGUUGCUCAUCAUAAUAGGGAAUGAAUUUUGUUAUUUUUGUGUUCGGUGAGAAAUGAUUAUAGCAUUUUAAUUA